Messenger RNA from Chelmon rostratus (copperband butterflyfish), 4269 nucleotides. RefSeq names its product ELAV like RNA binding protein 1a (gene elavl1a). The coding region runs from base 328 to 1374 and encodes 348 amino acids. The transcript is spliced from 7 exons. The record is from RefSeq and is a predicted model, not a curated record. Gene Ontology annotation, molecular function: RNA binding. NCBI's taxonomy places the organism in Eukaryota, Metazoa, Chordata, Actinopteri, Chaetodontiformes, Chaetodontidae. Gene Ontology annotation, cellular component: ribonucleoprotein complex.
CGUGUCUCCAUGUGAUUACAAUUCCUUACAAACUGAAAAUGCAUCAGUCCUACAUUUCUAACGAAACUCCAUGUGUCUGUCCCACCCAGUUGGAGGCGCAUGCUGAUCGUGGCUGUGGACCACGCUGUCUCUUCUGCAGGGGCGUGGCUGGACGUGAGUGGGCGUGGUGGGAUUCCUCACGUAGCUCCUUCCUCGUUUUCUUCGCCAGCGUACGUGAGGCCGACUUGGAGGGAGGUGUACGUCGCUAGGAAGGGGAAAAAAAGGAGAAGAGAACAGAAACAGAAACUACCCCACUAAAAGCUGCUUCAGGAGCAGUGAAGUGUCUUCAUGGCAGUUCGUCGAGGGCACAUUAAGUACUUGAAAGCCGACCUACAGGAGGUGUAUGACAUGUCAAACGGUUAUGAAGACCACAUGGGAGGGGACGAGGGGAAGGACGCCAAGACCAACCUGAUAGUGAACUACCUGCCUCAGAGCAUGACGCAGGACGAGCUGCGGAGCCUCUUCAGCAGCAUCGGAGAGGUGGAGUCCGCCAAGCUGAUUCGAGACAAAGUCGCAGGCCACAGUUUAGGGUACGGAUUUGUUAACUAUCUUAACCCUAGUGAUGCAGACAGAGCUAUCAGUACACUGAAUGGACUAAGGCUACAGUCCAAAACUAUCAAGGUUUCAUAUGCACGGCCCAGCUCUGAUACAAUAAAGGAUGCCAACCUGUAUAUCAGCGGCCUGCCAAAGUCCAUGACCCAGAAGGAUGUAGAGGACAUGUUUUCACGUUAUGGACACAUAAUUAACUCUCGUGUACUUGUUGAUCAGGCCACAGGUACGACAGGCGUGUCCCGCGGAGUGGCCUUUAUCCGGUUUGACAAGCGGGCAGAAGCAGAGGAUGCCGUCAAAAACCUGAAUGGCCAGAAACCCCCUGGAGCCUCUGAGCCGAUCACAGUGAAAUUUGCUGCCAACCCAAACCAGGCGAAGAACACGCAGCUCAUCUCUCAGCUCUACCACAACCAGUCCCGACGCUUCGGGGGGCCCUUACACCACCAGGCACAGCGGUUUAGGUUCUCCCCCAUGGGUGUUGACCACAUGGGCAGCAUGGGCGGCGUUAGCGUCCCUGGCAACUCCACCUCCGGCUGGUGCAUCUUCAUCUACAACCUGGGCCAGGACGCCGACGAGAGCAUCCUCUGGCAGAUGUUCGGCCCCUUCGGCGCCGUCACCAACGUGAAGGUGAUCCGCGACUUCAACACCAACAAGUGCAAGGGCUUCGGCUUCGUUACCAUGACGAACUACGAGGAGGCGGCCAUGGCCAUCACCAGCCUGAACGGCUACCGGCUCGGAGACAAGAUCCUGCAAGUGUCCUUUAAGACCAGCAAGGGCCACAAGUAGAGAGAGCUGGACAAUCAGGUGUAGAGGAGAGCUGGAAAUGACCUGUGCUGGGCUUUUAUUGCAGAGAGCAAAGUCUGACACAUCCGUUUGGGUUUUAGUGUAUUCAGAGUUCUGAGACGUUCACUCUUCUGCACCUUUGUACAUGUCUAAAAGUGUGUUUUGUUUUUUGUUGUUUUUUUUUUUUCUUUUUUUGAUCUUUAUACUCAUGCUUGGGGCUUGAGGACACUCAGUAGUUUAAAUUUUUAGGGAGGGAAUGGAGAAAGCAUAAAUCCUAUGAUGCCCCCAAAAUAACUUUUGAAAAUUAACUUAAAAAAAAGCAAAAAUACUAUGUAUGUGUUGCAUGUAUUACUGUUGGGACUAGAUAAAGGAGGGAGGCAGGCAAACGGUUCAUAGCAGUGCACUGAAAAUACGGAGCGUGAGGAAAGCCCUGCAGAUUGUUCUCCAAUUGUCGACAUUUUUGUGGAUGAUUUAGUCUAAAGGAGGCGAAGAACAGUAUUUUGCCCGUCGCCAGUUGGUUGUUAAAUUCUGCAAAAGCGGCGCUCUGUUCAGGGUCCUCGUCAUAUGUAGAAAUACAGUAGAUGCCUUAAAUUAUCAUUCAGUGGACAUACACCUACAAUACCACUCACCGUCUGGAGUUAAUCUAAGAGCAAAGCACUUUUAAACUGUUUUAUCUUACCAUGAAUAUCAGUCUUUUUGAUGUUAAUCUGACCCUCCUGCCAGGUUAAUCAUUUUAAACAGAAGAGCUGUGGAGGGACAUGUUUUUGUUAUCCCUGCGUCAAGUGUCUUUUUAUUAUAAGUUGUAUUUCAGGAGAAAAUGAACCCCCAGUCAAUGAGUAGGGAAUUAAGAUGGACCAAAAGCAGGGAGAGAUUUGAUCCUUAAACCAGAAGCGUUUUCUGAGCAGAUUUUCACAAGGUAAAUUAACCUUUUUUUGCAUUUUUUUUGUUUUUUGAAGAGGUACUAAGGUUAUUAUCUGAUGCCGACUGAGAGCAACAUCACUUUGGCUCAGUUUGCUGUUUUGUUUUUUCUUUCAUUUUGAAUUUCUUUUCAUUUGAAACCUUUUUUCUUUUAUUUUUUCUCUCUAAAGGCAUAGAUUUUUAUUUGUUACACUGUAAGUUACAAACUUGUUUUAACAGAGUGCUUAUCUCAAGUUUGGAGAGACAUUAAUGGCCUUUGUUAUUGAUUUCAGUUUAGAGUUGCUUUCUUUUCUUCCUUUCUUUUGGUGGUUUCACUUUGAACAUAAACCAUUAAAUUUUGUUUCUUUUGCUGAAAGUUUUGUUUGGUUUGUUUCUUUUUUUUAUUAACCUUUUUAGAUUUGGUUUGAAGUUUUGUUCUGUUAUUUUUCUAGAAGCGAAUCUGCAGUGCUGACAAAACAAAAAUCCCAGAUUAAGCAAAACCAGGCUGUUACAAAAAGUGUUUCUGUGGGUGGCCUUUAAGUGAGACUGGCUUAAGCAACAUUAUGCAAGAGUUGGUAUUUUUCCGGUUUCUUACUGCAAUGCACGUAUACACCAGUGUUGAAAAUCUAGACAGCUGUAUGGCUGAAAACCUCAGACCCCUGUUCUCCGAGCUCCUGGCAGAGUCAGCUAGCCGCCCGGCUAACUGAGCUAACUAGGUAACAGCAGCAGUUAGUGCCAUAACGUCUUUAAGCUCUUCUACGUAGUGCAAGAACAUGCUUACAGGGCACAGAGUGUGAACGAAAGAGACAUGGCUGGAUAGUCAAUCGUAAAAUAGUCGCAUAAUGUUGCUUUAAAUUAAUAUGUGGACCAAUGUUAGCUGCUGUACGCAGGCAGUUGAGGGAAAAUGUGAGUCCAGCAGACAUUUCAUAAAGCAACUUUCUUAAGAUUGCCAGAUGAAUGUGAACCACUGAAGUGCAGCAUAAUUAGUAUGCUGAAGCUGUGAGUUGGCACUUUUGCUUCAGUUCCAUGUCAUCCGGCUCGGUAAACCUGCACUUUGAUACCCGGCUGAUUUACAUUUAGAUUAACUUAGAUCUGUCGACUCUGUGUAGUUAUCUUAAGUGAGGACAGAGUAGUUGUGCAUCAGUGGUGAUAUUUCAACAGAGCAAAUAAGUAUACACUGUUCACAUGCAGACCCAUUGCUCUCAUCUUUCUCUAAUGAGGAUAACUUUUAACUAGCGAGCGCUUAGCUUUGUUCACUUGAUCAGUGACACGCUUCUAUCGUCCAUGAUUGUGACGAGUUCGCCUUGUUCACCACGAUGGUUAAAAGGUGGAGAAUCGUCGCUGUAUUUGUUCAUGAUUUGACCGCAAAUUAAACAGAGGAAGCACUUGAUGAUAGUCACAAGCAGCCAACGCUUCUUGUGAGCAGUACCUGUACGCACUUGUUUGGAUUCGCUUUUAAAGCUAGAUCGCUUCAUUUAAUGCCUCGUUAAUCGGUGUGCCCCCUCUGAAACGAAUAUUCCCGUCACGAGCUUCAGAUUUUGGUCUUAAAAGUGCUUUUUGAUUUAGCAUUUCAAAGGUAUUUUUGUGUCACAAUACUUAACUUUGUGCAAUAUUUCCUGACUUGCUCAAAGCAGGUAAUUGAAAUUUGUUGUAGUUUUGGACUGUCAUCUUUUUUUAUCUUUUCAUUUUUCUACUGACGUUUUAUGUUACUGCUUAGUUUUCUCAGCAGUCUAGUUGGAAUUGCAUGAAAGAUGCAGGUGAAAUUGUUUUAGGGGCAGUCAGAAUAAACUGCAUUCCGCCUUAAUUUAUACGUGAAAGUGGUGUAUUUUAAACCAGAGGAGGCGCAAAUAUUUAUUUGACAAUGUAUGAGGUCAUAGUUGUUACUUUAUUGGAGUGUUUUAAUGAUUGAUUUUUGUUUUCUUGGUUUUGAAGGACACUAAGUUGAAGUUCAUUAAAUGUCUUCUAACAUUGAAUCAUUUCAAUAAAAAUGGCUUUUCAAAA